CCACUACGCAAACACCCGUAACUCCUUUCGCUCUCAUCGUUAGUAGUACAUUUCUUUCGCCAUGGUGGCUAAGGAGAAGAACCCAACCGUGAAGAACAAGAAACCCAACAAUGCCAACGAAGUUCACUACAGAGGGGUGCGCAAGAGACCAUGGGGCCGCUACGCCGCCGAAAUAAGAGACCCUACUAAGAAGAGCCGCGUCUGGCUCGGCACCUUCGACACAGCCGAAGAAGCCGCCAAAGCCUACGACACCGCCGCGCGCCAGUUUCGCGGCCCCAAAGCCAAGACCAACUUCCCCUCUAAUUCUCACCCCUCCAGCAACAACAACAACACCGUUAUCCGCGACAGCCCCAGCCAGAGCAGCACCGUCGACUCAGCCACCCCGGAGCGUGAACCCACGCGCCCUCGCGAACUUGCCGCCGCCGUCAUGGACCGCUUCCCCUUCCUCCCUCUCCAGCCCCAGCUCCUUGCUUUCCACGGCGCCGACCCCGUUCCGCUUCGCCCGGUUUUCUUUCUUGAUCAGACCGGUCGGACCGAGUUUCUGGCUCAGCGCUUCCCUGUCCGGUUCGAACCGGGUCCGAUCGAGUUCAACGGCGCGGUUCAGAGCGAUUCCGAUUCGUCCUCCGUUGUUGAUUGUCAACCCAAAAGAGAACUCAAUCUUGAUCUUAACCUAGCUCCACCCAUGGAUGCUUAAUUUUUUAACCCUUUUUUAAUUUUUUAAAUUCUUCACACCGUGCUUAGAAAAAAGUAGACAGCAGAAAGGACUAAGAUAAGAAGAAGUUUUCUUUCUUUAUUUUUUAUAUUGGGAAGAUUAAUCUUCUGUUAUUUCCAGGUUAGAUUAGAUGCUAAUUAGUACUUCCUUUGAUGUAAAUAAGUUAAUUUCCUGCUCUUUUAGUUCUUUGCCAUUGACAAAAGAACAUGAUCUGAAAUUGUUUAGCUCUGUUAUAAUUUUCUGUAACCUCUGAUAUGUAAUUCUGGCUAAUGAUGAUUUUCUUUUAAUAUAAAUUUCUGCUAUCCACUU
Molecule: messenger RNA, 1021 nt
Organism: Abrus precatorius (Indian licorice)
Lineage: Eukaryota; Viridiplantae; Streptophyta; Magnoliopsida; Fabales; Fabaceae
Product: ethylene-responsive transcription factor 4
Exons: 1
Coding region: 62-694 (210 amino acids)
Biological process (GO): regulation of DNA-templated transcription
Molecular function (GO): DNA binding; DNA-binding transcription factor activity
Source: RefSeq, a predicted model, not a curated record